This is a messenger RNA of Esox lucius (northern pike), 6419 nucleotides long. It is a transcript of the gene pdgfra, whose product is annotated as platelet-derived growth factor receptor, alpha polypeptide. Gene Ontology annotation, biological process: protein phosphorylation; positive regulation of kinase activity; embryonic cranial skeleton morphogenesis. Gene Ontology annotation, molecular function: ATP binding; platelet-derived growth factor binding; platelet-derived growth factor alpha-receptor activity. Gene Ontology annotation, cellular component: signaling receptor complex. Lineage: Eukaryota; Metazoa; Chordata; Actinopteri; Esociformes; Esocidae. The coding region runs from base 266 to 4393 and encodes 1375 amino acids. The transcript is spliced from 27 exons. The record is from RefSeq and is a predicted model, not a curated record.
UUUUUUUUUGGGAAGGAUGGACUGAAACAUUGAAUCAAUUACUGGUCGCUGUAGCUCAAGCGCAUUUGUGAGCGCGGCUGUAGACGCGGACGCUGGGGCGCACAUAUGCUAGCUCUCACAGUGAAGGAUCGUGGCAAUAGGAUUACUAAUACAACUGCAAUUGAACCGAUCCGAAAGAUUUUAUGCUCCAAAUUUCCUUUUACUGGGAUUUAAUACUGGCACAUAAUCCAAGGGAAUAUAAAAGCUGAAUUAACCAUCCCUGACCAUGGAUGAUGCAAGGACAUGUCUCAUCCUUGGGAUUAUUUUAUGCGGGAUUAUAUCAGUUACCUGUGGACGGACGCCACCAGCAAUUGUAUCAACUGAAGAUACGUUUUUUGUCAAGCCACAUUCCAUGUUCAACAUCAGCUGUACUGGCAAAAUGCAAGUUAUCUGGGUCGAGCCCCUGCCGGACAACGCAUUCGUUAUGCCUGGAUACUACACAGCCACGCUCUUCAUCUACAACGCUUCCGUGGCAAACACCGGACAUUACACCUGCAAAUAUGAAGGCGAUGAAGAUGAUAAUGAGGAAAAUAUGGCGUCAAUAUACAUUUUUGUCCCAGAGAUUGAGGACUUCAAUGUAGAGGUGAAGGCCAGCGAGGAGGCAGUGAGACUUGGGGAGUCCUUCAACAUCACCUGUGUAGCUCCUCUAGGACUGCCCUACCAGCAGCAGUGGCUCCACCCCAGGAAACAGGCUGUGGAUGCCGUCCAGAUGAAGCAGACCAUGCCUGACAGAGUGGUUUACAUACUCAGUUUCCCAGCAGCCUCCUCUCAGGACAGUGGGGUGUAUGAGUGCUCCAUCGCCAAUAACUUCACUGGAGAGAUCAGAGCCAACCGGGUGUCGGUCACUGUUUUUGGGGAGAGCUCCUUUGUUAAGUUAGACCACAGGGGGAUCGGAGCAGUGGAGUUUGUCAGUGUGAUGGAGGAGACAGAGUUCAACAUUUUUAUGGAAGCAUUCCCUGCCCCUAAAGUCACCUGGCUGAAAGAUGGUAUCGCCGUCACCGAGAACAGCUACCUACUCACUAAGACCAGCCACCUGGAGGGCAGCCGGUAUCAGGGCACUCUGACUCUUCGGCAGCCCCUAGAGAAGGACAGUGGUAACUACACCGUUGUUGUCCUGAGCAGCCCUCACGUAGCCCAGUUCUCCUUCACCCUCAAAGUGAAAGCCUCAGGUCUGGACAUGUUCCAGCCUGCUUCGGCCCCGGUGUUGUUCCCCCAGGAAGAGGAGAUGGUUGUGCCCCUUCACACCCCCUUCACCUUGAUCUGCCGGGGCGAGGCCGAGCUGGCCUGGGACACACCCGUCUACCUACCCGAACAGAGGGAGGAGGACAACAGCGGCCUGUUCGUCACCACGGUUACCGUGGAUAACGCCACAGCAGCCCACACGGGCCUUUACAGCUGCUACUACAACAGCGGAAACUCUACCGAGGAGGGCGAUGAAAGCAGCAUCUAUGUCUAUGUGCCAGAUCCAGAGGUGCCUUUCGUGCCCUCCCCGCUGGUGUUCAACAAUCACGUCCUGAGCGGCCACGACGAGAUGGAGAUCCAGUGCCGCGUGUCGGACCCCGCCGCCAACGUAACCCUCAUCAACGCCGACACCCAGCAGCCCGUGCCAAUAACCGCUUACAACAGCAAGAGGGGCGCGGUGGGGUUCUUCAACGCGGGAACCUACGUGUGCGUGGCCGUCAUCGACGGCGAGGAGCACUUCAGCGAGGAGUACAUUGUUCACGGCUGGGUGGCGGGAAUGGACCUGCGCGUGGAGCUGAAGGCCCAGAAGACUGCCCUCCUGGUGGGGGACACCAUCACUGUGACCUGUGUGGCUCGAGGCUCUGAGAUCCUGGAUGACCACUGGAAGUACCCUGGGAAACUGGCCAACCGUGGCUCCAAGGCGGUGCGGGAGAACAAGAGGGACCAGGAGAUUGAGUACACCCUGACCAUCCCCCGAGCCACGGCCAAAGACAGUGGCGUCUACGCCUGCUCUAUCACUGACAUCAUCAGCAACGAAAGCCAGACCAAGGAGCUGACCAUCAAUGUCUAUGAGAGGCCAUUCGUGUCACUGCAUCCAAGGUUCACCUCCCAGGAGUCAGCAGAGCUGGAUGAGGUCAAAGAUUUCCAAGCUGAAAUUGACUCCUUCCCCAGCGCCCAGGUCACAUGGCUCAAAGAUGGCCUCCCCCUCAACGACGUGGCUGCUGAGAUAAUCACCACCAUCCAGCAGGUUAGCGAGACCAGGUACCAGAGUGUUCUGACCCUGAUCCGGGCCAAGGAGGAGGACUGUGGAAACUACACCAUCCGAGUGCACAAUGGAAACCAGACGCGCAGUCACACCUUUAGCCUACAGGUCAAAGUGCCUGCAGUCAUUGUGAACCUGAUGGACCUCCACCAAGGCUCAGUCUCUGGUCAGUCCGUAGUGUGUAUUGCUGGGGGCAUGCCCACUCCUCAGGUGGACUGGUUUAUCUGCAAGAACAUCAAACUCUGUGCCAACGAUUCAUCUCAGUGGUUGCCCCUGCCAACCAACAACACAGAGAUCACCGUGGAGACGCACAUUGACCAAGACAACCUGCUGGAGAGUCAGGUGAUCUUCGGGCGGCUGGAUAACACCCUGGCUGUCCGCUGCCUGGCCAGAAACGAGAUGGCCACCGUCAGCAGGGAAGUCAAGCUGGUGUCAGCAGGCCAUCGCUCUGAGCUGACCGUAGCCGCCGCUGUCCUGGUACUGCUGGUCAUUGUCAUCAUCUCACUCAUUGUCCUCGUCAUUAUCUGGAAACAGAAGCCUCGCUAUGAGAUCCGUUGGAGAGUGAUCGAGUCGGUGAGCCCUGACGGUCAUGAGUACAUCUACGUGGACCCCAUGCAGCUGCCCUACGACUCCAGAUGGGAGUUCUCCCGCGAUGGCCUCGUCCUGGGUCGUAUCCUAGGCUCUGGGGCCUUUGGGAAGGUGGUGGAGGGAACUGCAUACGGACUCAGCCGCUCCCAGCCCGUCAUGAAGGUGGCUGUGAAGAUGCUCAAACCCACAGCCCGUUCCAGUGAAAAACAGGCCCUGAUGUCAGAGCUGAAGAUCAUGACUCAUCUGGGCCCUCAUCUCAACAUCGUCAACCUGCUGGGGGCCUGCACUAAGUCAGGCCCCACCUACAUCAUCACUGAGUACUGUUUCUAUGGAGACCUGGUCAACUAUCUGCACAAGAACAGAGAGAACUUCCUCAACCUGCACCCGGAGAAGACCAAGAAAGACCUAGAUAUCUUUGGCAUCAACCCUGCAGACGAGAGCAGCAGGAGCUACGUGAUCCUGUCCUUCGAGGCUGGCCGAGGGGACUACAUGGACAUGAAGCAGGCAGACACCAUGCAGUACGUACCCAUGCUGGAGAUGAGUGACGCCUCCAAGUACUCUGACAUCCAGAGGACUGAAUAUGACCACCCGCCAUCACAGAAGGGGGAGAACGAGAUGGACAGCCUCCUGUCAGAUGACGGAAGCGAGGGCCUCAGCACCUUAGACCUUCUCAGCUUUACCUACCAGGUGGCCAGAGGCAUGGAGUUCCUAUCCUCUAAGAACUGUGUGCAUCGGGACCUGGCAGCCAGGAACGUCCUUCUAUCUCAGGGGAAGAUAGUUAAGAUCUGUGACUUCGGCCUGGCCAGAGACAUCAUGCAUGACAAUAACUACGUCUCCAAAGGCAGUACCUUCCUGCCUGUGAAAUGGAUGGCUCCUGAGAGUAUCUUUGACAACAUGUACACCUCCCUCAGUGACGUCUGGUCCUACGGCAUCCUCCUCUGGGAGAUCUUCUCUCUAGGUGGGACUCCAUAUCCAGGAAUGGUGGUGGACUCCAGCUUCUACAACAAGAUCAAGAGUGGUUACAGGAUGGCCAAACCAGAGCACGCCCCGGCUGAUUUGUAUGACAUGAUGAUGAAAUGCUGGAACAGUGAGCCUGAGAAGAGGCCCUCCUUUUACAGCUUGAGUGAGAGCGUUGUGUCCCUGCUGCCCUCCGGCUACAAGAGGUGCUUUGAAAGGGUGAACCAUGAGUUUCUGAAGAGUGACCACCCGGCCGUGACCAGGGUCCAGGUGGAGAGUGACGAUGCCUACAUUGGGAUCACCUAUAAGAACCAGGGCAAGUCCAAGGACAGGGAGAGUGGCUUCGACGAGCAGCGCCUCAGCUCUGACAGCGGUUACAUCAUCCCGCUCCCCGACCUGGACCCUUUGUCUGACGACGAGUACGGCAAGAGGAACCGCCACAGCUCCCAGACAUCCGAGGAGAGUGCCAUAGAGACAGGCUCCAGUUCCACACUGACCAAGAGGGAAGGAGAGACCCUGGAGGACAUCACCUUAUUGGAUGAAAUGUGUCUGGACUCAGAGCUGGUGGAGGAUAGCUUUCUGUGACAAAGAGAAGACUAAAACAUGCCAAAGAGAUACUGGCGGGUUGAGGUGGAGUGGGGGGUGAACAGAAACUCUCAGACCACCCCCAAAGAACCCGCCCCGCCAACCGCCUAUCUCAGUACCCCCCUCCUCCCCCGCCCGAAUACCUUCCCUUUGAAGGGGACAGAGCAAAACCACUUCACUGCUUGGACGAGUCUGUGGACAAAUUAUGGUAUGAUCGCCUGCCAUUCCCUCCUCGGACAGACGGCGCCCCCUGUGGGCCCGGGGGUGCAGGCAGCGUGGUUAGUUGGUAUGCUGAGUACUCGCCACUUUCCGGAGGGCGGGGCCUCUUUGGAACGUUCUACUGUUGGGUGGGACUAACUGGACUUGAAUAUGGAGGAAGAUUGUUUUUGUUCGAUAAAUGUACUGAAUCUUAUCCUAAUGGGCAUUCCCGAAAACAGCAAUAUAAGCGUGGAUGGAUGAAGGGAUCGGAAUGAAUCCGGCUUGAAUAUCGAAAACCCAGAAUGACCAGCAGUUUAUCUCAGCCGUGCUGAACCACUACACCCAGACCCACUAUUUAAAGCCCGUCACACCUGUACCAGCUUACAGCAGGCUUUACAUCCCAACUCCCCUACCUGGAGCUUACAAUAAAUACACUACAUCUGAUGCUGGCACAAUCAGUAGCUAUACUUUAAAGAUUAAAAGCACAAUCUGUAUGUUUAUAUACAUGACCAUAUGACAUACAGUAAUUGAACUCAAUAGCUAAAUAAGUGCAGCAGUUCGAGUAUAUUUUUGUACUUUUUAUCCUUUUAUCCCGUAUAGUGUUUUAAAGAUGUGUUAUUGGUGAUACUGGGUUGAGGAGGUGAUGGUAAGUUUCAAAGACGACUAUAACUAUCAUAAUGUGCAAGUCGCAUGCAGCUUAAUGACAUUAGCGAACUCCAAAGACAAGAUGUUUAUACUAAUACGUUUCCCGUGUUUUCUCCUGUCACAUAUCUAGAUAUGUAUAGGAAAGGCCCCAGUGUGAUUGUAAUGUAAAUAGUGGUAGAGUUUUAUAUAUAUAUGCGAAAAGAACUGGAGGUUAAAUGCCAGUAUCAUAUGCGACCCAAUUUGAACCUGUGAAACCUAUCUUUCAAAACUAUAGACUCCUUUUCUGUAACCCUCACGAUAUACACAAAUAACCAUAGAGCAUAAUCCAUUACAUUUUGAAUCUGUAACUUGUGUAUGUUGUGAAAUUUGACCCUUUUUAUUUUUUUUAUUCACAUGGUAAAAUGAGUGUGAAUGACAUUGAAGCUGGGCCAAGGUACAUGUAUGUGUGUGUUAGUACAGCAUGAAAGACUCGUUGUUGUUUUCAAGCUUUGAGCUAACACCGUUCUAAUAAUAAUACUGUUCAACUGACCUGAAUUAUAAACACAAAAGCUGAAAACACCAAAACCAUUUGAUUUGAUGCUUGUGCAGUCCUCAGGCUUCUUAAAGCCGAGGAACUAGCGGAAAGGUAAUCAUCCAAAUCAAAAAGUUUUUUUGCUAUGGGCAGCAGUGAACUGAAUGAUGUCAUAUCUACAGCCCACUCACUGUCAUGCACGGUGGAAAUGGCACAGGUGUUGUAAUCAAUGUAUAAUACACUAGUUUACCAGACAUAACGUGAGGUCAUACGUCAUUAAGUGUAUGCUCACUGUUUAAUCCUUCAGUAUCUCCUACCAGCUGUCCUCACUGCCUCUGUCCGUCCCUACUGUCAAACUGUGCUGUUCUCUGACAUCACAUUUAGACUGUUGCACUUUUUUUUCCCUUUAGUUUUCCUGGUAUAUGAUGUGAGAAAUGACUGGGUUUUUUAUUUGAGAGAAUGGCUCACUGGGCUCUGGAAGGUUUCCUCUUUACUGCAGCAGCGUUGUGAAUGUGGAAGAGAAGAAAAGGGGGAAGGGCGAUGAAGUAUAAUCCAUGGUACAGUAUCUGUCUUUAUAGGUAGUUAUCCCCAAUGCCUGGAAGUUAUCCUCAUGUUUCAUUAUGCAUUAUGUACAUUCAGAUGAUUUAUAUUUCAAUAAAAGAUUUAAUAGUG